Molecule: messenger RNA, 1305 nt
Organism: Electrophorus electricus (electric eel)
Lineage: Eukaryota; Metazoa; Chordata; Actinopteri; Gymnotiformes; Gymnotidae
Gene: psma8
Product: proteasome 20S subunit alpha 8
Biological process (GO): ubiquitin-dependent protein catabolic process
Cellular component (GO): proteasome core complex; proteasome core complex, alpha-subunit complex
Source: RefSeq, a predicted model, not a curated record
AGCUUUGGAUGCGAAAAGCUGGUUGCGGAAGUUGUUUCUCAUAGUUAUCCGGUUAACAGUUGAAUAUACGUAAAAUACAGAUCUAGUUUGCAAAAAAUGGCAGCUAGAUAUGACAGAGCUAUAACUGUUUUCUCUCCCGAUGGUCAUUUGUUUCAAGUAGAAUAUGCGCAAGAAGCUGUGAAGAAGGGUUCUACAGCUGUUGGAAUCCGGGGAAAAGACAUUGUUGUACUGGGUGUGGAGAAAAAGUCUGUCGCAAAGCUACAGGAGGAGAGGACUGUUCGGAAGAUAUGUGCUCUCGAUGAGCACGUUUGCAUGGCGUUUGCAGGUCUCACAGCUGAUGCAAGGAUUGUCAUUAACAGAGCAAGAGUAGAGUGCCAGAGUCACAGGCUUACAGUGGAGGACCCUGUCACUGUAGAAUACAUCACUCGUUACAUUGCAACCCUUAAACAGCGAUAUACCCAGAGCAAUGGGCGUCGUCCCUUUGGCAUCUCGGCCCUGAUUGUAGGUUUCGACUAUGAUGGAACUCCUCGUUUGUAUCAGACAGAUCCUUCAGGAACAUACCACGCAUGGAAGGCAAAUGCAAUUGGGCGCAGUGCUAAGACUGUGAGGGAGUUUCUGGAGAAGAACUACACCGAUGAAGCCAUUGCCAGUGACAACGAUGCUAUCAAAUUGGCCAUCAAAGCCCUGCUGGAGGUUGUCCAGUCUGGAGGCAAGAACAUUGAGCUGGCUGUGAUCAGGAGAAACCAGCCCCUUAAGAUUCUGGAGUCCAAGGAGAUUGAGACGUUGGUUGCUGAAAUUGAGAAGGAAAAAGAAGAGGAAGCAGAGAAGAAGAAGCAAAAGAAAUCCUCAUAGGCCAUAAGCACCCGAGCCUUAACUCCCAUAAGUUAGUUUUGUUGAUAUGGGCAGAAGCACUUGGCUCGGACCGACAGUUUCCUUCACCCUGAACUCUUUUCUCCUCCCUUGUUGGUUAAGACCACCAUCUUUUUUUCAUAAGAGACUCACUGGGAGUGCUGCAUAUAGAAAUAAGCUUUAGUAGUAGCAGUAUUCAUCACUGAAGAUCUGUGAUGGCUUUUCCCCCCCAGAAUACCCUACACCAAGGUUUUAUUGUGUAAAAUGUGCUUUGGGGAUAAAGAUGCACUCAAGUUAACAGUGAGUUACAGUGGCUACAAAAGUGAUGGCGCUUCUUUGGUAUGUAGUUCCUGACUAGAUGCAGUGCUGUGCUAUCGGGAUCUAUACUACUAUUGAAGAUUUUGUGAAGAAGUGCUGAAAAUGACAUGCCCAAAUAAAAUAGUGGUUUGUAUUCUC